GCUGACAUCAGGAGGGAGGUGGAUCCUGGCAAUGGAUCCAGUGAGAGGAGAGCAGUGAGGGACAGGGAGAGGCAGAGGCAGAGGCGAGCCAUGGAGCUGAAGAGUCCAGUGCCAAGUGCUCUGGAUAGCAGGCACUCACUGAGGAGCUAUGGGGCUGUGCAGGAGACAGAGUGGAGCAUAGCAGCCGUGGGCAAAGAUCACCUCGACAUCGUCUCGAUGGCCGACUUGACCAUGACCCCAGAUGAAAUUGAAAUGGAAAUGGUACGGAUCCAGCGACUUCGAGAGGUGUUGGUGAGGAGGGAAUCAGAACUGCGCUUCAUGAUGGAUGACAUUCAACUUUGUAAAGAUAUAAUGGAUCUGAAGCAGGAGCUCCAGAAAUUGGUCUCAAUUCCAGAAAAGGAAAAAGACCCAGAAAACAAGCAAAAAGAGGAUGCACUAAUCUACAAAAUCCAGAAGUUAGUGGAAAAAAGGGACUUUCUGGUGGAAGAUGCAGAGGUGGAGAGAUUAAGGGAAAGGGAAGAGGACAAAGAAAUGGAAGAGUUUCUCCAAUCGAAGUUACGGCCACUGAAAAAUCUACCUAAAGCACCUUUGGAGUCUCCAAGGGGGAAGCCCGUGGUUCCUGAACCCCCAGUGAUCAAACCGUCCAUUACCAAAGUAGGAAUGGCGUUGAUAAGAGAUUGCUGUGGAACUACACAGUGCAGUGUCAUGUAGUUUUCACCAACCAAGUUUGACUCUUAACUCUAAAGUGUGUUUGUGGAAGAGAACAGUACCCAAGAUGGAUGAAAAUCACCAGAAUGGUAAUCGUGCUCAACCAGACUAUGACCUACCAUAUUCAG
Chiloscyllium plagiosum (whitespotted bambooshark) is the source of this 836-nucleotide messenger RNA. Its product is annotated as bMERB domain-containing protein 1-like. Gene Ontology annotation, biological process: negative regulation of microtubule depolymerization. The record is from RefSeq and is a predicted model, not a curated record. Gene Ontology annotation, cellular component: microtubule cytoskeleton. Lineage: Eukaryota; Metazoa; Chordata; Chondrichthyes; Orectolobiformes; Hemiscylliidae.